AUGGCAGAACCAGCACCGAAUUACAUUGAAGCGAUUCAAAAGUUAAACUCGACGCAGACAGGAUUCAAGAACCUACGGAAACGACGACCGCGAUGGAGUUCUUCUUCGAAUAGCACGGUUUUGGAUCGAAUGCGAACAUGGAUCGAAUGCCUGGGCUAUUCGAUCAGCGAUCUGGAUCGACUCAACAUCGUUCAUGUUGCUGGCACAAAAGGCAAAGGGACCACCUGCGCUUAUGUCGACUCGAUCCUCCAGCAAUACCGCAUGUCGUAUGGAACGCCCUGUAAGGUUGGGCUGUUCACCUCUCCCCAUUUAACCACUGUGCGCGAGCGAAUUCGUAUCAACUCCGAGCCCCUGUCGGAAGCAAAGUUUGCAAAGUACUUCUUGGAGGUCUGGAACGCUCUGGAGCUUACCGCAGCAAAAGCACCGUCAUAUGCUCGACUUCUCACCCUGAUGUCAUUCCACGUUUUUAUGCAAGAGGAAGUGGACACGGCGAUCUACGAAGUCGGAGUUGGGGGGCAAUGGGAUUCCACCAAUGUUUUCGCGAACCCUGCGGCUACGGGGAUCAGCUCCCUCGGAAUCGACCAUGUCAAUGCGCUCGGGAGUACGAUCGAUCAGAUCGCGUGGCAUAAAGCAGGGAUUUUUAAGAAGGCCAUCGAAAGGGGAACUCACCUUAACAUUGUUGAAGUGCCCUCUGCGAUCCGCGGCCUUGACAUCAAGCCUGCAGAGCAUUUUCAGAGGCAAAAUGCUUCCCUCGCUGUUAGGUUGACGGAGACUGUGCUCACAAGGCUCGGGAUUGCUGCUGCCGAUGAUUGCUGCGAGUCCGACAGACUUCCUGCUUUGUUUGAUCAAGGGCUUGAGAACCUUGAUUGGAAAGGGAGAUGCCGAACUCUGGUCACAGGCCAGCAUCACUGGUAUCUGGAUGGUGCUCACACUCACGAGAGCCUUGAAGUCGCCUGCUCUUGGUUUGGACGGGUAUCAGGGACCCAAAACCUGCCGCGAGUGCUCAUCUUCAACCAGCAGCAUUCGUCGAGGGACCCUGUCGCGCUGCUCAGGACCGUCCAUCGUAUCAUAUACGACAAUCUUGGUGUUGUCUUUCAAUACGCGAUUUUCCGUGUGAAUAGCACAUACAAAGACCAGUCCUGCAAUCCUGAGUUGGUCAACCACAAUAGGAAGUUAGCGACAGCUUGA
This is a messenger RNA of Aspergillus japonicus CBS 114.51, 1188 nucleotides long. RefSeq names its product Mur ligase. Gene Ontology annotation, cellular component: cytosol; cytoplasm; mitochondrion. The record is from RefSeq and is a predicted model, not a curated record. Lineage: Eukaryota; Fungi; Ascomycota; Eurotiomycetes; Eurotiales; Aspergillaceae. The coding region runs from base 1 to 1188 and encodes 395 amino acids. Gene Ontology annotation, biological process: tetrahydrofolylpolyglutamate biosynthetic process. Gene Ontology annotation, molecular function: ATP binding; tetrahydrofolylpolyglutamate synthase activity. The transcript has 7 exons.